AUAUUGGUUCCGAAUGCUCUUUGUUGUCCUCAUCUUCAGCCACUGACCUGCAAUUGUUGUCCUUGCCUUCCAUAUUCAUACCGCAGGCCUUAAUACCUCCAUAUCUGGUCCCAAAGGAGAGACAAAGGAAGAAAGAAAGCCACUCUUUCACUGCGAUCGCACAGCCCUGACAUAGGGUAUAUAAGAACGUCCCUUGUCAAGUGGUUCUAGUGUGGACCUACAGCCAUGUCUACCUUUGAAUCUCUCGUGGAGGACCUCACUCGGGACGUGCGCCGCGUACAACCAAAAGAUACCCUCCAGUUCUGUGCCAACUGGUUCCAGUCGCGUUUGGAAGAGCAACGAGUGCGUAUGCGCGACGUACUCUAUCAUCCCCAAGACCUAUCCGUUGGAGGUGUGCCAAGUGACCACAUCCUCGAUAUCCCUCUAAGUCCUACAGCUAGCCUCGAAACUGACCCAAAUGCCGUACUCGCACCACCCUUUCUGAGACAACAUUACAAUACGUUUCUCAGUCGUCCAUUCGGUACUCUGAAUGUAGCUGGAAACGCGUUGCUACCAAAUGAUAGUAUGUCUACCCCGGUUUCUAUGAGUCCUCCAACAUUCAGACUCGACGGUGCAAAUAUGCCACCAUCCUCGCCAACCGAUGCGCCCAAUCCCUUUGCUUCUUUCGCGAAUGGAUCAAUAUCCCCCAGUCCUGGAGAUUAUCUCCACCCUCCUUCCUCCACUAUAUUCGCAAGGCGCACUUCUGUGAGCGCAGAAUCUAUACCCAUGGACAGUGAUGUCGAUGAACUGCUCCCAGUAUUCCCCAAGACGCUCGAGCAAUUGCGUCGAAUUCGAGCCUCAAUUUCAAAGAAUUUCAUUUUCCGCGACCUAGAUGAAGAGCAGGAGCUGGGUGCAUUAAACGCUAUGCAGGAGGUUGAAGUCAGACCAAACGAGGUCGUCAUUCGCCAAGGCGACGUUGGAGAGUACUUCUACAUUGUGGAGAAGGGACUACUUCAUUGUUACAUCCGGUCCGAUCCCCUGCCUCCUGCCUUCGGUGGCCCACCGUCUUCUAGCUCGGAGAAAUUUCUGGCUCCUGGAUAUCACCCAGAGUUCGGUAAGAAGGUGGCCGAGUGCAAAGAAGGAAGCUCUUUCGGAGAGCUUGCUCUUAUGUAUGGUCACCCUCGUGCUGCUACAGUCCUCGCGAUUGAGCCAUGCACGUUAUGGUCUCUCGACCGUAUCACUUUCCGCACCAUCAUCUUGAAGGCCGCACACAGAAGGCGUACAAUGUACGAACAAUUCCUCUCUUCGGUUCCUCUCUUGACUUCCCUCGGUCCCGAGGAGCGAAGCAAGAUCGCAGACGCGCUCGUGAGCAAAGCGUAUGGCGAUGGAGAGGCGGUUGUCAAGCAGGGCGAAAUGGGAGAUACGUUCUUCUUCAUCGAGGAUGGGGAGGCGAUUGUCACGAAGUCAUACACCGAUGAAAACGGACAACUACGGGAGUUCAAAGUUGGCCACCUUCGUAAGGGUGAUUACUUCGGAGAACUGUCGCUGCUUCGACUUGAGCCUCGAGCAGCCACCGUUAGUGCCAUCAACCGCACAGACCCUGCGCAAUCAAAGCUGAAGGUUGCCGCUCUUGAUGCUCAUGCCUUCACUCGGCUUCUUGGACCUCUACGCGAAAUCAUGGAGCGAAAUGCUGACCAGGCAUAUGAAUGAAACUCGUAUCACUAAUUUCUCUGUAGCUUUGCUUGCUUUCUUCUCCUGGUUCCCUUGCUUGCUGUAUCCUCAUUUGGCGUCUGGUAGAUGUGUGUAUUCUAAAAUCUGCAACUGACUUUGGACUUCUUCGCACGAUGUUUUUUGUAUGUUCGGGAAAAUACCAUUCAUUUCAUCUUUCUACAGGCGUCCAAGCUAUUCGUUCCGCUCCCGUCUCGAUGCCAACGAUCCCUCAACCUUCAACAUGGAUGAUGAUGAGUUCCGCCAUCAAAACAGUUCA
Somion occarium is the source of this 1966-nucleotide messenger RNA. The record is from the annotation of a GenBank genome assembly. Lineage: Eukaryota; Fungi; Basidiomycota; Agaricomycetes; Polyporales; Cerrenaceae.